Molecule: messenger RNA, 1156 nt
Organism: Lagenorhynchus albirostris (white-beaked dolphin)
Lineage: Eukaryota; Metazoa; Chordata; Mammalia; Artiodactyla; Delphinidae
Gene: LRP2BP
Product: LRP2 binding protein
Exons: 9
Coding region: 16-1062 (348 amino acids)
Molecular function (GO): protein binding
Source: RefSeq, a predicted model, not a curated record
UACUGUGGAGACAGGAUGAAGUUGACCAGUGAAAAGUUGCCCAAGAACCCCUUUUAUACUUCUCUAUCCCACUAUGCUGCUAAUAAACAAAAACUCUUCCAAUGGAGAAAGGAAAAGACUGAUCAUUACAGCCAUGCUAGUUUGGUGGAAAAGGCAUUGCACCUCUUGAAGGAAAGAAUAAGAAGAGGGGAUACUCUGGCAUAUUUCCUACGAGGUCAACUGUAUUUUGAAGAGGGAUGGUAUAAAGAAGCAUUAGAACAGUUUGAAGAAAUCAAGGAAAAGGAUCAUCAGGCAACUUACCAGCUAGGAGUGAUGUAUUAUGAUGGUCUGGGGAUGACCGCAGACGCUGAAAAAGGAGUGGAAUAUAUGAAGAAAAUUGUUGAUUCUCCGUGUCCCAAAGCAAGACACUUACAAUUUGCAGCAGCUUACAACCUUGGAAGAGCUUAUUAUGAAGGAAAAGGCGUUAAACAAUCAGACGAGGAAGCUGAAAGACUGUGGCUUUUUGCUGCAGACAAUGGAAAUCCAAAAGCUAGUGUGAAGGCUCAAAGUAUCCUAGGAUUGUAUUACUCAACAAAGGAACCCAGAGAGUUAGAGAAGGCGUUUUAUUGGCAUUCAGAAGCUUGUGGCAAUGGAAACCUGGAAUCCCAGGGUGCGCUUGGGCUCAUGUACUUUUAUGGACAAGGCAUCCACCAGGAUACCGAGGCUGCCCUGCAUUGCUUGAGGGAAGCAGCAGAACGUGGAAAUGUCUACGCUCAAGGGAAUCUCGUGGAGUAUUACUAUAAGAUGAAAUUUUUUACAAAGUGUGCUGCAUUUUCCAAAAGGAUUGCUGACUACGAUGAGAUUCAUGACAUCCCCAUGAUAGCCCAGGUCACGGACUGUCUCCCAGAAUUCAUCAGCAGAGGCAUGGCCAUGGCCUCUUUCUACCACGCACGGUGUCUGCAGCUUGGCUUGGGUAUCACAAAGGAUGAAGCAACAGCUAAACACUAUUAUUCUAAAGCUUGUCUUCUGAAUCCUUCAUUGGCAGAUGAACUUCACACUUUACUUAUUCGUCAGAGAAUUUAGACUAUAAUGUAUUUCAACAAAGAUCAUCGAUCCUAACAACUUAGAAUCACUUAUGUUUCAUAUCAAGAACUUGGCAUAUCAGGAACUCAGCAGG